This is a messenger RNA of Hordeum vulgare subsp. vulgare (domesticated barley), 1752 nucleotides long. Its product is annotated as rhomboid-like protein 15. The coding region runs from base 202 to 1407 and encodes 401 amino acids. Gene Ontology annotation, biological process: endoplasmic reticulum unfolded protein response. The record is from RefSeq and is a predicted model, not a curated record. NCBI's taxonomy places the organism in Eukaryota, Viridiplantae, Streptophyta, Magnoliopsida, Poales, Poaceae. Gene Ontology annotation, cellular component: endoplasmic reticulum membrane; Hrd1p ubiquitin ligase ERAD-L complex. The transcript is spliced from 13 exons. Gene Ontology annotation, molecular function: serine-type endopeptidase activity; ubiquitin-specific protease binding; misfolded protein binding.
GGGACUGGGAUCGGCCCCUUCGAGCCCAAGUAAUGCUCUUCUUUUACAGCAACGGCACAUUUCUUCUUCUUCCCGAGGUCGUGGCCGUCGCCCCCAAAACCCUCGAGAUCUCGCCACUCUGCACGCCCCUCCACAGAUACCCCAACCUCCAGCUCUCGAUCCCGGCCCGGCGGAGCCACCAGCACCGGCGGCGCGCCCGAGAUGCGCCCCAACAUCGUCACGGAGGCUGGGAUUUCAACUAGGUUGAACCAGUGGUGGAGCAGCACCCCGUUCAUUACUUCCGGCGUUACCAUAAUAUGUGCGGCGAUAUAUCUGGUGUGCUUGUUGAUUGGAUAUGACUCCUAUGCCGAGAUAUGCUUCUUGCCUUCUGCAGUGGCCUCACAUUUUCAAGUGUACAGGUUCUACACAUCUGUUCUGUUUCAUGGCUCUUUGCUUCAUGUGCUAUUCAACAUGCUGACCUUUGUACCCUUGGGGACUGAGUUGGAGAGAAUUAUGGGAUCAGUCCGUCUCUUGUUCCUGAUGUUCCUUCUUGCAACGACUAAUGCAAUUUUCCAUCUCAUCGUUGCCUUCUUGGUGGAUUACAAUCCUUUAUACCAUGUCUCAUAUCUUGUGGAUGAAUGUUCGAUUGGCUUUUCUGGAGUUAUAUUCUCAAUGAUAGUCAUUGAGACAAGCCUGAGUGGAGUGCAAUAUCGAAGUGUCUUCGGUCUCUUCAAUGUCCCUGCAAAAUGGUAUGCAUGGAUUUUGCUGAUACUGUUUCAGUUUCUCGCUAGUAAUGUUUCAUUACUGGGGCACCUCUCUGGCAUCUUGUCUGGAUUUGCAUACACUCAUGGGCUGUUCAACUACUUGCUGCCUGGACCAUCGUUUUACUCUUCUAUUGAAGGCUUGUCCAUGCUAUCUGUUUGUGUUAGGCGUCCUGGCUUUAUUCUCUGUACUGGAGGAACAACAUAUGGCCAGCUUCCUACACAUUCUAAUAUGUCCACUCCACCCAGCUCUCUGAUAAAUGCAAAUUUCUUGAGAAAUAUUUCGUCAUGGAUGCCAAGUAGGCGUACAUCCACUGUUCAGACGUCUACUAAUCAGGAACAAGAAGACCCGAGAUUUCCAGGGAGAGGGCGGACGCUUGCUUCUACAGGAACCGAACCAACUGCAAGGGAGGCCAGUGCAAAUUUGCAUGCUAGGUUGUUGGAUAACUCAACCCCAAGCGACCUUCUAACAAAUUCACAGCAUGCAGCAGCAAACACUGUCAGAGCUGAUGCAACAGUAACAGCUGACCAGACUGAUACAUUUGAUGAAGAGCUUAAGAAGCUGGUUGGAAUGGGCUUUGAAAGGACUCAGGCUGAAGUUGCUCUUGCUGCCGCGGACGGAGAUCCCAAUGUUGCCAUUGAGAUUCUCAUGAGCCAGCAGGAUUAGUGAUUAGCCACAAUUCUAUAUCAAAGUGAGUGCAGCUAUCGAGCAGCAUAUCUCUUGCUUAUCUGGAGGUUAGGUUCAGAUUGUGGAUGGAUAGUGGACUUUGUAGAGGAGAUCUUGGUGACAGAGUGGUUUUCGAGAAAUGUGCCAUUGAUUGUGCAACUUGUAUAGGUGCAGAAGCUACUGACUAGUGCCUGCUUGCAUUUGUCCAAUCUUAUGUAGUACUAGUACUGAACAUGGAAGUGUCAAGGGCUCCAGUUCCAUGCAUCAGUUGACUGAUUUCAUCACCGCAUGUGUAUACGACUUGAAAGUACUCCUUCCAUUUUUAAAUAUAAGCCUUUUUAGAUA